This is a messenger RNA of Phascolarctos cinereus (koala), 2578 nucleotides long. RefSeq names its product NGG1 interacting factor 3 like 1 (gene NIF3L1). The record is from RefSeq and is a predicted model, not a curated record. Gene Ontology annotation, cellular component: mitochondrion; cytoplasm. NCBI's taxonomy places the organism in Eukaryota, Metazoa, Chordata, Mammalia, Diprotodontia, Phascolarctidae.
CCGUAGGGAGAAGGAGGCGCAGGUGAGGUAUCCCGGCCCCUCCGGUCCGAGCGUCUUGUCGCGUUCCAUCUAGGGGCGGUGACGGGUCUUCUAGGAGUUGGCAGCCGGAUCCGGUGCAGCCUAGGCUUCCAUCACGAGUCUCCUGAGGCUAAACUGCAAAAUUACCAGAGGUGGAAAAGGAGACCUUCUGGUCGAAUCUUCUCAUCGUAGAAAAGGCUUAGAGACCAGGAGCUGUCCUAGAUUACGGGCACAGGGACUGGGGCUCCUCGGCCGGAGAGCCGCUGCAAAGACCUAAUUAAAAAGGACGCAGAGAGGGCAAGACUAGGAGAGCGACCCACCUGACCAGGGAGCCGCCGCCGCCGCUCCCGGAGACGAAGCUUUGCCCCAAAGACUAUUGCACUAUCAUCCUGUAGUCACUCCGGUUUUCAAAUUAGAUCUGAGUCUCAGCUACUUUCUGCAUGUUGUUAUCCUGUGUGCGCUUGGUUUCCCAGAAGUUCCAAGCCCCCCAGUCAUUGGUCAGCAGAAAGUUCCAGGCUCUGCAAUUCUUGGUCAGCAGUCCUUCACGUCCUUUCAUGGAUCUUAAAACUCUUGUUUCAUCAUUGAAUGACUUUGCCUCACUCUCAUUAGCUGAAAACUGGGACAAUGUUGGAUUAUUGGUAGAGCCAAGCCCACCCCAUACUGUGAAGACACUUUUGCUAACAAAUGACCUGACCAAGGAAGUGAUGGAGGAGGCGCUCCAAAUGAAAGCAGAUCUCAUUCUCUCCUAUCAUCCACCUAUUUUCCGACCACUCAAGCGUAUAACUUGGAAUACAUGGAAGGAGCGUCUGGUGAUCCGGGCUUUGGAGAAUAGAGUUGGUAUCUACUCUCCACAUACUGCCUAUGAUGCUUCACCCCAAGGAGUCAACAACUGGUUAGCAAAAGGGCUGGGAGGUUGUACCUCUCUUCCAAUACAUCCAUCAAAAGCUCCCAGCUACCCAACAACAGGAACCCAUCGAGUGGAGUUUAAUAUAAAUGACACCCCAAGCAUGGACAAAUUCAUGUCUGCAGUGAAAGACAUACCAGACGUUUCAAUAACUACCUUCUCUGCUAGGACUGAUGGAGAAGAACAAAUACGAGUUAGUUUGAACUGUACCCAGAAAGCAUUGCUGCGAGUGGUGGCUUUUCUCUCUGAAAAUAGUCAUCUUUAUCAGAAGACUGAGAUCCUGUCGCUGGAGAAACCCCUGCUUCUGAAUACUGGGAUGGGAAGAUUAUGCACACUGGCUGAAUCUGUCUCCUUGGCAAUCAUGAUCAAACGAAUCAAAGGUCACCUAAAGCUGCCCCAUGUUCGCCUAGCUCUUGGAGUAGGGAAGACUUUAGAGUCGCAAAUCAAAGUAGUAGCUUUGUGUGCUGGUUCUGGGAGCAGUGUCCUUCAGGGUGUGGAAGCAGAUCUUUACCUUACAGGUGAGAUGUCACACCAUGAUGUCCUCGAUGCUGCUGCCCAAGGGAUAAGUGUCAUUCUUUGUGAACAUAGCAACACUGAACGAGGCUUCCUGUCAGAACUUCAGGACACACUGGCAGCCCACCUAGAGAAUAAGGUCAACAUUAUCUUGUCAGAGAAAGACAGAGACCCUCUUCAGGUGGUAUGAAACAGCCCAGGACCAUCUGGGAUACUGCAUUACAUAAAUCCAUUGAUCCUAAAGAGGCCGCACUCAGGAACAAAAGUUGGUCCACCUCAAAGUAGUCUACCCUAUAAUGGUUCAUUUUUAGGUAGUCUGGUGAACUGUCUAAGUGAAGGCUAACGCAACUGCUUUAUUAAAACAAAGGAUGUUUGCUACAAACCCCAAUAAAGAAUAUGGAAAUCAGCUUCUGAAAGCAUUAUUGGAAGGUAGCUUCAAGUCAUGUAAUACUUUGCUUCACUGACAUUUCUCUCAGUGUUAGCUUAUGAUUUUACUUAAAAUAUUAUAUACUACACUACUGUAAACAUAAGCUCAUGGAGGGUAAUGACCUUCCUUUUCACAGAAUCAUUCAUCACUGAGGAAAUUAAAAUUUUAUAUUAUUUAAUAAUUGAUUCUAUUCUGUAAUUAACUCUGUUCCCCAUUUUUUCAAGCCACAUUUCUCAGUUCUGGAGUCAAGGUCAAGCACGUGGUGUUUCUAGUCCAAACUGGUUUGAAGGUGUGGUUGAAAGGGAGGGAAUGUCAUCACUCAUGUAGUUAGCCUCUGGGACAUUUUAUUGUUGUCUGUAAGCUCCAACCAGCUUAAGCUGCUGUCAUCCCUCAAAAGACAAAUCAUCAGUCCUUGCCUGUCCUUGUGCAGUUAGGGUAGGCUUGAGCUCCACCAAGGGGUAUCACAGUGGGUGGUUCUGGUCCCCUAACCAAGACAAGAGGCAACUGAGUCCUAUAGAACAAUAUUCCUUAACUGUCACAGAGGAGCGUGAUUAGCCAUACCAGAAAGCCAACCCAUUCCCUACCACCCCCACCCCUUCCCGUGUGUCAAAAAAGAGGAUUCCCUCCCAUUGGGGUUGCUGGCCUUACUGAGGUGGUCACUCUGACCUAUUCUGUUAACAUUACACACGUCACUGUUAAUAAAGCCACCUUCUAUA